This is a messenger RNA of Rhipicephalus sanguineus (brown dog tick), 860 nucleotides long. RefSeq lists its product as uncharacterized. Bases 128 to 814 code for a protein of 228 amino acids. Lineage: Eukaryota; Metazoa; Arthropoda; Arachnida; Ixodida; Ixodidae. The transcript has 9 exons. The record is from RefSeq and is a predicted model, not a curated record.
CUUUGCAGGUUUCUUCGCAAAUAUCUAAGAAGAAGGAAGACCCUGGAGCAACUACUUUGUUGAUGUGAGCAAUCUAUAGCAGCUGGAAAAGGGACAGCCACAGUUAUCAGACGGGCAACGCUGGACGAUGUUAAGCCAGAUGUUCUACGCUGUUUUUGUGUUCAGAUGGAUAAGCCCAACUGUCGUAGAAUGUUCAAGUUGUGAAGAGAACGGGCAAACAGUUCUCUGCACUGAAGGUACGGCGUUCGUUCCUGAUGCUGAUAACCUAAGGGGCGCCGAGGAGAUUCUUGAAAAAGAGGAGACAUUUGUGCAAGUUUUAACGUCGAGACAGCCAUCGUUUAUAGACAAUUGCCAUUGUCUGCAAUCCGAAUACGUUGGAUAUAUUUCACCACGGCAAAUAGAGCGAACCGUGUCGUGUUACAUGGCCAUUCAAUUUGGACAUUUUCAGAACGCAAUGAUGAAAGUCACGAUGAAUGUUAUGAUCUUGGUAGAGAAAGAAGGCAGCGCCACAUCACUCAGCCUCCUCAGAUUAGGUUCCAGUCAGCUUCCGUUUCAUCUUCCCCAUAAAGUCACUGUGCUUUAUGCCAACCCUCAGUGCAUUGUACUGCAGUAUACCGUAGCUACAAACGAGGAAAAGAGCUGCUCUGUUUGGGAGCCAGUGAAAGCUUCAGGAGAAAAUGAGACAGGCUGCUUUCACACCUUCUACAAAUACUGUGGAGCUGAAGUAGUGUUCUCAUUUCUCGAACGUCGUCAUCGCUGCAAGAUACAUGACCAGCUAGCUCAAGAGGCGCCGCGACACAGUCAAUUAAACUGAGGUCAAUAAUAAAUGCGUUUGUGUACCUGGACUACUGACCCUGAAA